Pieris macdunnoughi is the source of this 1737-nucleotide messenger RNA. The record is from the annotation of a GenBank genome assembly. Lineage: Eukaryota; Metazoa; Arthropoda; Insecta; Lepidoptera; Pieridae.
AUGGUGAUAGAAGCUGCCACUGAUAAACAUACAGACGAUCGAGUCACGUUACGGCCUAGGGCGGGCGGUGACGUAAUGACUCCAGAACGAUCAGUCAGCACUUUAGACCUCGCUAUGUCCUACUCAGCACCGUCUAAUCUAGUGCUUACACCGGCUCCAGAAUGUCGAAAACUCUCCCGAGGCAUAUCACGGGCCACAGAUAACGAAGGUCUCGUCUGGGCGUUACGCAGUAACACAGAACCAGACUUGAACACACUAAGCUCAGACCACAUACUCCUGUUACCGGAUAUAUCAGUUUAUCCUACAGAUUUCAGGAUAUUUAUCGAGAAGGACCUCCUCGAAACAGCUACUUUAGUGACCUUAGAGUCCGCAAGUAUUCUCAACUGGUGGCGUGGUCGAGUACCAGGUGCCCCCAGACUCCUGCCGCUAGCGACAUCUGGUGAUGGUAACUGUCUUCCACACGCGGCGUCGUUGGCAGCGUACGGCUUCCAUGAUAGAUUAUUGGCUUUGAGAACUAAAGUACAGACACUUUUGUCAGGGGAGGAAGGACAUGGUCUUACAGACGCAAUUCGUCGCCGUUGGCGCUGGUCGGAAAGCCUUUCCCUAAAAUCGGCUGGCCUAACAUUAUCUGAAGCGGAAUGGGAACGGGAAUGGACUGAAUCAGUGAAAAUGGCGUCAACGGAACCGCGACCGAAACAUCAGCCGAGCGCUGCACCGCACUAUUCGGGCUUGGAACAACUUCACGUGUUUGCGCUGGCCCAUGUUAUGAGACGGCCGGUUGUCGUCUUCGCUGAUGUUGCUUUAAGGGACUUCCGUGGCGAUCCCAUAGCCCCAAUCCCAUUCGGCGGUAUCUACUUACCCCUUGAACUAGAACCAGCUUCGUGCUCUAAGGCACCAAUAUUGCUGGCGUACGACGCUGGACAUUUCUCGGCACUGGUGCCUUGUGAGCCUCUGCCAAGUGAUGGAGCCAGGGUUCCUUUGGAAGACCCUUCGCAGAAUCCUUUACCGAUCAGGUUCAACGUUGAUCCAGGUGAAGAGUUCCGCUGGGAUGUGGAGCCAGAUCAAAAAACCAUAAACAACCUCCUGCCAGAUGAAUUUCAGCGGUCCGCCAUGUUGGAGGCGUAUUUGGACUUGGAAAGAGUGGAGUGCCUCCAAAGCCAUCCUCCAGAAGAGUUGAGAAGGUCCUUGGAUGCCCUCUCGACUAAGAGCUCAAAGCAGAUGAACUCUGUUGCGAAGCAGUUUGGGAGUAUUGGCAGGUCAAUGAGUAGCAAACUGAAAAAGAACUUCGGUUCCAUGGCUAAGUUAACUGGGAAACUGAGUGGCAGUCAAAGUAAUCCAGAGCAUCUGGUGGAGAGGCAGACGUGUGAGGUCCUCUGUUGCAGAGUUUUAGCUGCAAGGGCACCAGUUCAGGAAGAAAUGGUCAAGAAUUACUUGAAUGAGGCCUGGAUUGGUUACACAUCGGAGAAGAAUCGGAGAGAGGAGCCCCAAAUCGCUCCGAGAUAUGGGACUGGAAGAUCGCAGUUUUAUACCGAAGCGGACAGAGAAUCCCACCAAGCCGCGAAUACUCUCACAGCGCGAUCCGUCAAACCGGCACAAGACAGAACGCUUUACCUGUCCAAAUCGACAUUUUACGACGACCGGCCCCCCUCCCCGAAGCCCUGCAGGGCUCCGCUCUGCAUGUACUACGGAAGCCCCGCCUACAACGACUACUGCUCCAGAUGCGCCCAACAACAGUAA